UUAACCGUCAAACGUAGUAAAACCUGUACGAAUAUCCACCUUUUUAAGUUCCGCCGUGAUCGUUUCCGAACAUCUUAAUUUCACGGUAUCUUUUAAUAGCCGCAUUACACCGAAAACAUCACGCGUUACUUUUUAAUAGUCGACGACAUUACACAAUUUAGCAAAAACCUAACCUAAAAAAAUCCGACCGUUUCCUUUUGUCCGUUUUUAACGUGCUUUCGUACGGGAAUUUAGUCAAAGCGAAAAGAUGGCAGACGAAAAUCGUAUUCGUUCUUUUAAGAACAAGGGGAAAGACACCGAAGAAAUGCGACGAAGAAGGAUCGCUCAAACUGUUGAAUUGAGGAAGGCAAGGAAAGAUGAUCAAUUGCUUAAAAGGCGUAAUGUUGAUGCGUCUGAAGAAGCUACUUCUCCGUUGCAGGAGAGUAAUAACUCAUUGUCUCCUGUUACGAUGCGUACUGAGGAGAUUUUACAUGGGAUGAUGAGUAACGAUGAAACCGUACAACUUAAAGCAACGGAAGCUUGCCGAAAAAUUCUUAGUAGGGAGCGUAACCCUCCGAUUGAUCAUAUGAUUCGAUUGGGUGUUGUUCCAAGAUGCGUUGACUUUUUAACUCGUAACAAUAACCCAUCUCUCCAAUUUGAAGCUUGUUGGGCUUUAACCAACAUUGCUUCUGGUACAUCUGAACAGACCCAAGCUGUGGUUGCAGAAGGAGCUUUACCUAAACUCCAAGCUUUACUUCUUUCAAAACGAAUGGAUAUUGUGGAACAAGCAGUUUGGGCUAUUGGUAACAUUGCCGGAGAUGGAGCUGAAACGAGAGAUAUGGUUCUCCAUUCCAGAGUUAUGCCCAUGUUGCUUGCUUUAAUUACACCAGAAACAACUCUUUCACUUUUAAGAAACACUGUUUGGGCUCUAUCAAAUUUGUGCCGUAAUAAAAAUCCCCCUCCAGAUUUUGAGUUAGUUAAGGGAGCUCUUCCUGUGUUAGCCCAACUCUUGCAUUAUAAUGAUAAAGAUGUUUUGGCUGAUACAUGUUGGGCUUUGAGUUAUCUUACUGAUGGUAGUAAUGAGAAAAUUCAAGCUAUUAUUGAUACUGGGUUAGUUCCAAGGUUGGUCCAAUUAUUGCAUAGUCAAGAAAUCACAGUAUUAACUCCUGCAUUGAGAUCAGUUGGAAAUAUUGUUACAGGAAAUGAUAAUCAGACUGAUAUAAUAAUAAACGCUGGAGCUUUGGCUUGUAUGAGUCGUUUAUUAUCACAUAAUCGUUUCAACAUUGUCAAAGAAGCAGCUUGGAUGAUAUCAAAUAUCACAGCAGGAAAUUCAGAGCAGAUCCAAAAAGUUAUUGAUGCCGGUAUUAUGAAACCUUUAUUAAGUGUUUUACAAACGGCUGAUUUUAAAUCUCAAAAAGAAGCAGCUUGGGCAUUAACAAAUUAUACAAGCGGUGGUACAACUCAGCAAUUGGGAAAAUUGGUCGAAAUGGGAGCUUUAAAACCAAUGUGUAAUUUGUUGAAUUCUAAAGAUUGGAAGACUGUCAGUGUUAUUUUAGAUGGGCUUAACAACAUUUUGAGUGCUGCAUCAAAAUUAGGGGAAGGUGAAAAAGUGGCAAUAAUGAUUGAAGAAUGUGGUGGUUUGGAUUCUUUGGAAGCGCUUCAAUCGCAUGAGAACGAAAAAGUCUAUGAAAAAUCUUUAGUUUUGAUUGAAAAUUAUUUCUCAGAUGGAAUGCAAGGAGAAGAAGUUCCUCAUACAAACCAAGAUGGUCAAAUUGUACUCAAUCCUCAAGCGUUCCAAAAUGCUCCAAGUGGUGACUUCAAUUUUUAAUAUUUUCAAAUAAACGCCCAAUUUUUGUUUCUCGUUUUCAAGUAAUUGUAAUCUCUUAAUAUUCAUUCCGCGUUAAGUGUUAUAAAUUGUACUUUUUUUCGUAUUUUGUAGUUUUAAUUUGUUUCGUUUUCUAUAAUUAAAAACAAUUAAUUUUUUCGAUAAUAAUAUGUAUUUGUAAGGUUUCUAACUCUUUUUCUUAUAAACAAUAAAGCUUUAGUAGAAAAAUAA
Messenger RNA from Onthophagus taurus, 2035 nucleotides. RefSeq names its product karyopherin subunit alpha (gene Pen). Gene Ontology annotation, molecular function: nuclear import signal receptor activity; protein binding. The record is from RefSeq and is a predicted model, not a curated record. Gene Ontology annotation, cellular component: cytoplasm. Gene Ontology annotation, biological process: protein import into nucleus. Lineage: Eukaryota; Metazoa; Arthropoda; Insecta; Coleoptera; Scarabaeidae.